ACCGACAUGUCGCCUUUUGCAGGUAAUGUAAGCUCUUAUUUGGUUACCCACCAACAUUGUUCGCUCACAAAUGCGAUACACAAUUAGGAGCCCAACCCGGCCAAUUCAGCAAAGCGAGACUGGCUUCGAUGUGCAGGGGCCUGCAGCCGAGGAGGGUGGUUCCAUCGUCGCUGUUUUAUGGACACUGUGCCGAAGAAGCCUGUUUGGUGGUGCCACGAGUGCAAACCCUCGUACCGACAGCAGGUUAAGGCUUGGAGGGCCACUGAACAGCUACAGACCGAGGCUUCCUUGGCUUUAUACCCAGCCCCUGCUAGCGACACUGGGAAACACAGCGCCAACGAUGACGAACCAGCCCUUUGUGAGUCCAAACAGCAGGUGCGAUGGCGGCAGGUCAGAGCACUCCGGUGCUGCGAGGAGGUCCUGACGAGAUGGAAGGGGGGAUGGCUGCUGUCGUCGCAAAUAAAGGGAAGAAGCGGUCAUAUGGAUCUCGCCCAUCGAGCCGACGAGAAAUCUUCGACCAGCUUAUUCUCGAUAAGCGAGAUGGAAAACGACCCUCGUUUUCGCAAAUUGGUGUUACCCAGCGACACACCUAUGGUCGCCCAACCACACUUCGAUUGCCUCCACUUUCCUUUCCAACUCUCGAUGCUCGUGCGAUCAGUCUUGGAGUCAAGCUUCCACCGAGGGCAAUCGAGUGGUUUGCUAGCAAGGAAACUGAGAUAGUUCUUGCUCACUGUCCUCGUCGCACUGCAGGUUGCUUCCAUCUCGUUCCUCCCGACGCAGCACUCCAGAGGCCUCCGACUUUCAUUGACUGCGACACGGUCAUAUAUGGUCUCGAUGAGAAAAACAACUACGAAAUUCUUGCAGUUCAUAUACCUGAUGCUCUUUCCUCCGAAGCGACGGUGGCAAUGUGCGACGUUUAUCACCGAUGGAUCGAACAAGCGAAACCCAACUCGCAGCCCCACAGGCAUCGUGUAAGUGUGCGAUUCAACCAGGAGCGAUCGGGUACCCAUCCGAAGCAGGGAACGGCGAAGUUCGGGCCUGCCAUUCAGGUGUUUGGAAAGCACGAGGCAGCAGCAGCGUCAGUCCUCUUGGUGAGAUCGCUAGGCCCAAUGCCGAAAGGUAAGUUGCCUUCCGAAUGGUCAUCGUGUCCGAGAAAUCUAACACCUCAUAGAUCCGAGGGUGCUAGGGAGGUUCACGAAGCCUAUCGCAGCCUCGGUAUUGCUGAACUUAUCCAUGCGAAAGCCUGGAUCAUAGCUCCUACUGAGUAUUCUGCCAACCGAUCGGCCAUUGCGAAGCUUUCUUGGAAGAUACGUCGCAACUCCCUAUCAACGAUUGCUGGUCGACACACACCCCAAUCGUUCUCACAGCACGCGUAAAGAUGGUUGUA
Molecule: messenger RNA, 1387 nt
Organism: Fimicolochytrium jonesii
Lineage: Eukaryota; Fungi; Chytridiomycota; Chytridiomycetes; Spizellomycetales; Powellomycetaceae
Exons: 2
Coding region: 381-1376 (331 amino acids)
Source: RefSeq, a predicted model, not a curated record